This is a messenger RNA of Nyctereutes procyonoides (raccoon dog), 2883 nucleotides long. RefSeq names its product coiled-coil domain-containing protein 170-like. The record is from RefSeq and is a predicted model, not a curated record. The coding region runs from base 1116 to 2756 and encodes 546 amino acids. NCBI's taxonomy places the organism in Eukaryota, Metazoa, Chordata, Mammalia, Carnivora, Canidae. The transcript is spliced from 11 exons.
CUCUCGUGGGCGGGGCCUGAGGGGCGAUCUCGCGGGAAUCAGUUGCGCGCGCGCGGGAGAGGGGCGCGUCUCCCGGGCUCGCCUGGGCGCUGGGAAAGGUGUCGCCGCGGGCGCCGAGGGCGCGGGGCCUCAGGGAGGGUCCUGGCCGGGCCCCCGGGGAGAGGUGAAGCCCGCGGAGCGGGAGGCGGCCUCCCUUCCGGCGUUCUCGUCCCCCGCGCUGUCGGACUGGGGUCGGAGGGUCCGGGUGGUGCCCGCAGCCGUUUGUUUUUUGUUUUUAAGAUUUUUUUUUAAAGAUUUAUUUAUUUAUUCAUGAUAGAUCUAGAGAGAGGGAGAGACACAGGCAGAGGGAGAAGCAGGCUCCACGCCGGGAGCCCGACGCGGGACUCGAUCCCGGGACUCCAGGAUCACACCCUGGGCCAAAGGCGACGCUAAACCCCUGAGCCGCCCAGCGAUCCCCCCGCAGCGGUUUUAAACCCUCGGGUGACGCCUGCUCGGCCGGGGUCGGAGCCGGGGCGCUGUUUUCGGCCCCUCCGGGCCGGAGCGCUGCGUGGCUCCCCGCGCCCGGGGUGACCUCGGGUCGGUCCGUGCGGGACGGUGAUCAACUCUGCAAGCCUAGAUUUUUGUCACCUCCCUGGGUGCAGAUCUGGGUUGGAGAGGCCGCAGCAAGGGCGGACACUCCCUCCUGCAGGCGUGCGCUCCGGGAGACCAGCUCCUUCCUGUGUUCAGGUCACAAUCCUCCCAGGAUGGCUCUGAAGUUAAGUUGCGCAGGGCACUUUAUUAUCUUCCCCGGUGUGAUUAGGAGAUGAUUAACAUAAGUGGGCUCCACACCCAGCAUGGAGCCCAGUGCAGGGCUUGAACUCAUGACCCUGAAAUCAAGACCUAAGCUGAGAUCAAGAGACCUGUAACCAACUGAGCCACCCAGGGAAGACCUUACUGCAUCACUUCAGGAGGACUUUUUCCCUUCCUUGGACCUUUGUGAUGCGUUUACCUAGAAACAGCUUCUUUGAUGUGCAAACAUUCUACUGGCAAAUGGUGCAGGGCAGCCACUCAUAUUGGACAAUUCAGGUUUCUUCUGGGAAUUGAACUUUGAUCCGGAAUUUUCUCUUGUGCCUGAUAUGGCUUCUUUUGAUCCACGUGUUGUAGUUCCCACCAAGAACCCAACGAUGUACAACAAAAGGGCAGCUGACCCAGUCCAUCCUGACCUUACUGGUUUGCUGGCGAAAAACAAAAAUCUUCUAGCUGAGCUAAGAAAUCUUCAAAACAAGCUCUUCAGAAAAGAAACUUCAUUGCAAGAGAUGAAGAGUGAGCUAGAAAGUUACAAAGAAAAUAAUGUGCAACAAUCUUUUGAGAUAAUGUCCCUGAAAGAUAGUAUCAAGGACCUAGAAGAACUUAUUGCUUCUCUAACCAGAAUUAAAUCUUUGAAAAACACCAAUAUUCAGAAUCUUGAAAGAGGCAACUGGGAUCUGACUGAAAGAAUUAUAGAGCUAGAGAACCGUCUAAGAGUACAUCUGUUUGAAAAAGAAAAGGCAGAACGAAAAGCAAGCCUUUUGAAGAAAAACUUAGCAGGUACUGAUGGAUGCACCCCUUAUAUGAAUAUGAAAGGGCAAGAAGAUCCCUUGGAUAGUUUCCUGAUGAAGGAUAAAAGUGAAGCUAUCCUGACCAAGAACUUUGAGAGAGACAUUUUCUACUCUGAAGGACCAAAAGAUGGGCAGAAAAUUUGGGAUAACUGUCAUCAAGAUUCAACCCAUAAGGAAAAACAAAAAUAUGAGUUGGACAGACCUUCAUAUUCAUUCAGCUGGGAAACUAAAACUGCACAAUCCCACUACCAGAAAUUCAUCAGUCAGUUGGCUACUCUUCUGAGCAACAGUAUUGUACCCAUACCAGCCACAGAGGAAGCUGUGAAAGAGAGGAUUCAGGAAAUUGGUGCAAAUGAGCGGUCUUGGAAGUCUAGGAUGGAAGGCCUGCAGCAGAAAAUUCUGAGGCUUACAAAGCGCCUGGAGCAGCUGCAGCGUCACUCUGAAGAAGCCACCGAAGAAUCAUCCCAAAUGCAAGAAAGGUGUAGGGAACAAAAAAGACCCUUGAAACGCCUGGAAGGAAAAAUUGCUCUUAAUGACCUUUUUCAAGAGAGAUUAGACUUGGACAGAAAUAAAGAAAAUUCUGGGACUAAGAAUUUAUGGAUAGACGAGCAUGGCAAGAUAUCCAGACAGCUAGAGAAAGACAAUGAGCAGCAAACAUUAUUGGAUAUUCAGCAGAAUUUACAGAUUGCUACAACUCAAAGACUAGAGGAUAAAAUUCAGAAACUUCAGAAACAGCUCAGUGAUUUGAAAUUGUCAAAUAAAAGUAUGAAAACUCAACUUACAAGAGUAAAUGUCCUUAAGGACAAAACAAUUGAGAAGCUCAGGCAAUCUUUAACACAAGUUGAAGCAAUGGAAGGGAAGGCAGUUAUGAAAGCAGAGAACUUGAAAACUACAAUAGACUCUGCCAAGCAAGAGGCAAGAGGAGACAAAGAGAAAGUACACCAGAUGUUAAAUGCUGUCACUCCUGAGCUCUGCACAGCAAAGAACACGCUUGAUAAAGUACCAGGACAACAAGAGCUUUCUGAUUUUCGAGAAACUAUUAUGAAGAUGUUGGGAUUUAAUGUGAGAACAGCUGACAAGAAAAUCAUCAAUCACCUAAGGCUUGUUAUACAAGAUUAUGAAGGAUCUAAGAAAUCAAAGAUUUCUUCUGAUUGUAAGACUAGACAGGAUAAUGAAUAAAAAAGUUUGGUCUACAUUGCUGCCAGCAAGAACACAGAAGAUAUAGACAUGUCUUCCAACAUCUUGAAUUGGCUACAUUAUGAAUAAAAUGCAUUGGGAAUUUUUCACUUGAAAAAUUCUCUCCUUU